GCAGGAAGUGUUUGAGGAAGUGGCGCUGGGCUGGCUGCGUGGGGACCCUAAGUUUUCAUGUCCUCUGUGGGUGUCGCUGGCGGCCCCGCGGCCCCUGGGGCAGAGUUAGCAGGGAGGGCAUCGAUAUGAGCUGGUCACCGUCCCUCCCCACCCAGACCUGUGGGGCCUGGGAAAUGAAGGAACGCCUCGGGACCGGGGGAUUUGGAAACGUCAUCCGAUGGCAUAAUCAGGCGACAGGUGAACAGAUUGCCAUCAAGCAGUGCCGACAGGAACUCAGCCCGAAGAACAGAGAUCGCUGGUGCCUAGAGAUCCAGAUCAUGAGAAGGCUGAACCAUCCCAAUGUGGUGGCUGCCCGGGAUGUCCCAGAGGGGAUGCAGAACUUGGCACCCAAUGAUUUGCCUCUACUGGCCAUGGAGUACUGCCAAGGAGGAGAUCUCCGAAGAUACUUGAACCAGUUCGAAAACUGCUGUGGCCUGCGGGAAGGAGCCAUCCUUACCCUGCUGAGUGACAUUGCCUCGGCUCUUCGAUACCUUCACGACAACAGAAUCAUCCAUCGAGAUCUCAAGCCAGAAAACAUCGUUCUGCAGCAAGGAGAGCAACGAUUAAUACACAAGAUUAUUGAUCUAGGAUAUGCCAAGGAACUGGAUCAGGGCAGUCUGUGCACUUCCUUUGUGGGGACCCUGCAAUACCUGGCUCCAGAGCUGCUGGAGCAGCAGAAGUACACCGUGACUGUGGACUACUGGAGCUUUGGCACCCUGGCCUUUGAGUGCAUUACUGGCUUCCGGCCUUUUCUGCCUAACUGGCAGCCCGUGCAGUGGCACUCCAAAGUCCGGCAGAAGAGCGAAGUGGACAUUGUUGUCAGUGAAGAUCUGAAUGGGACAGUCAAGUUCUCUAGCUCUUUACCCUUCCCCAACAAUCUUAACAGUGUCCUGGCUGAACGUCUGGAGAAGUGGCUGCAGCUCAUGCUCAUGUGGCACCCUCGACAAAGGGGCACGGACCCCCAGUACGGCCCCAAUGGCUGUUUCCAAGCCCUCGAUGACAUCUUGAACUUGAAGCUGGUUCAUAUCUUGAACAUGGUCACAGGCACCGUGCACACAUACCCUGUGACCGAGGACGAGAGUCUGCAGAGUUUAAAAACCAGAAUACAGCAAGACACGGGAAUCCUGGAGGAAGACCAGGAGCUGCUGCAGGAGGCGGGGCUGGUGCUGCUCCCUGACAAGCCUGCUACUCAGUGCAUCGCAGACAGCAAGCCGAAUGAGGGCCUCACGUCGGACAUGGACCUUGUUUUUCUCUUUGACAACAGUAAAAUCACCUAUGAGACUCAGAUCACUCCCCGACCCCAACCGGAAAGCGUCAGCUGUAUCCUUCAGGAGCCCAAGCGGAACCUCUCUUUCUUCCAGCUGAGGAAAGUGUGGGGCCAGGUCUGGCACAGCAUCCAGACACUGAAGGAAGACUGUAACCGGCUCCAGCAGGGACAGCGAGCGGCCAUGAUGAAUCUCCUUCGGAACAACAGCUGCCUUUCCAAGAUGAAGAACGCCAUGGCCUCCAUGGCGCAGCAGCUCAAGGCCAAGUUGGAUUUCUUUAAAACCAGCAUCCAGAUCGACCUGGAGAAGUACAGAGAGCAGACUGAGUUUGGGAUCACAUCAGAAAAACUGCUGCUGGCCUGGAAGGAAAUGGAACAGGCUGUGGAGCUGUGUGGGCGGGAUGACGACGUGAAGCAUCUGGUAGAGAAGAUGAUGGCCCUGCAGACUGAUAUUGUGGACUUACAGAGGAGCCCGAUGGGUCGGAAGCAGGGGGGCACUCUGGAUGACCUAGAGGAACAGGCGAGGGAGCUCUACAGAAGACUAAGGGAGAAGCCAAGAGACCAGAGGACAGACGGUGACAGUCAGGAAAUGGUCCGGCUGCUACUUCAGGCGAUCCAAAGCUUCGAGAAGAAAGUGCGAGUGAUUUACACACAGCUCAGUAAAACCGUGGUCUGUAAGCAGAAGGCACUGGAGUUGCUGCCCAAGGUCGAAGAGGUGGUGAGCCUUAUGAAUGAUGACGAGAAGACUGUAGUCCGGCUGCAGGAGAAGCGGCAGAAGGAGCUCUGGAACCUCCUGAAGAUCGCCUGUAGCAAAGUUCGAGGUCCAGUCAGUGGAAGCCCAGAUAGCAUGAAUGUGUCUCGGCUUAGUCACCCUGGUCAGCUAAUGUCCCAGCCGUCCAGUGCCUGUGACAGCUUAUCUGACUCAGCCAAGAAAAGUGAGGAGCUGGUAGCUGAAGCCCACGCCCUUUGCACCCGGCUAGAAAAUACGCUGCAGGACACCGUGAAGGAGCAAGACCACAGCUUCACGACUCUAGACUGGAGCUGGUUACAGAUGGAGGAUGAAGAAAGGGGUAGCCUGUGACUGAGGUUUCCACGGACUGGCCCCAUGGCUCUGGAUGUGAUGAUGGUCUGGUGUCUCCCGCACCCAGAUGUUUCGAAAUCGCAGUCUCUCAGCAGCUGUGAUGUUUGCCCUCAGCAGCCUACUGCUGGCCCCGUCUACACAACGGACCUCCUUUACCCCAGAAGCACAGGAAGUGCCAGUUACAGGCAUUCACAGUGGCAAACCUUCCUCGCUGCUUCCUCUGCUGUAAGAAGAAAGCUCUGAAUAGUUUGCCACACACGGCAUAUGGCAAAUGUCCAUCCUGAGUGUUUCCAGACAGCAGCCAACUUGUCCCCUUUGGACCACUGAUGGGAGGGAGACCUGCCCUGCCCAUCUGUCCUCACCUUACAGCUCGGGCUUCAUCUGGAUCCAGCCUCUCUUGGACUUGUCAUCAUAAGUUCGAUGGUCCCGACUUUCUUCUUUUCACCUCACUGCUGGUAAAUAUUCUUUCUGCUUCCUGUGCUGGUCGCUGUGGCAAAUGACCUUUGACUGAGUUGUGGUGAUGCCAAGCUCCCUGCUCUCCUGGUCCUUUAAGCCACAGAGUGAGCCACUUACAGAGCCUGGCAGAACGGAAAGGCAGCUGCCCUCUCCUGACUCCCAAAGAUCACCUGGCAUCAGUUGUCAUGGAGACGAAAGGAC
Molecule: messenger RNA, 3041 nt
Organism: Peromyscus eremicus (cactus mouse)
Lineage: Eukaryota; Metazoa; Chordata; Mammalia; Rodentia; Cricetidae
Gene: Ikbkb
Product: inhibitor of nuclear factor kappa B kinase subunit beta
Exons: 22
Coding region: 126-2384 (752 amino acids)
Biological process (GO): peptidyl-serine phosphorylation; positive regulation of transcription by RNA polymerase II; tumor necrosis factor-mediated signaling pathway
Cellular component (GO): IkappaB kinase complex; cytoplasm
Molecular function (GO): ATP binding; IkappaB kinase activity
Source: RefSeq, a predicted model, not a curated record